UUCAGACAAAGUGACCUUCACAAACGUAAUGCUUGACUCUUUCAGAUAAUAAUAUCACGUUAAAAUAUCAUCUAGACGGACCAAGGAUGGGAUUAUUUUUGGUGUUUUCUAUUCUUUUCGGCCUUUUUUCAUACUCCUCGUCUGUUACAAUCAAUGAACAGACUGUCAAUUUUUAUGAGGACUGGUACAAUCAUUAUCUGGUGUUAGUAGACGGAACUAGAUGUUACUUUUGGCAAACCACUGGCCAAGAUUCCGAGACACUGAAACUUCAAUCUGGACAAAGGGCGUUAGAGCAACAUAUGAUUGACCAAUUACGAAAAGGUGUCCAGUUGACCCAAUUCACGCCAAACAAAAUGACCGUAUCGUUUGUGAUUGUCAACCGUUGUUCAUCUGGGACGUCGUAUAUGGCAGCCAUACCGCCUUCAAACAUACACCAAGGAUAAAGAAAGUGAUUCAAUAAACAAAAA
Saccostrea cuccullata (small rock oyster) is the source of this 467-nucleotide messenger RNA. RefSeq lists its product as uncharacterized. The transcript is spliced from 5 exons. Bases 87 to 443 code for a protein of 118 amino acids. The record is from RefSeq and is a predicted model, not a curated record. NCBI's taxonomy places the organism in Eukaryota, Metazoa, Mollusca, Bivalvia, Ostreida, Ostreidae.